AUGGAUAACAACAAAAGAGAAUCGUCUGAUAGGUCCGAAAAUUCUCGGUUUCAUCAUUUGAAAAACGCUUUUGUUUUUUUUUUUGAAAAAAAAAUUCUAAAAAUUCUAAAAAAAAAGAAACAUCGUUGCGAGACCCAUCGGCAUGUGUGUGCUGCACCUUGAAUCACUGUUGUCCGCCCUUUUGUUUUUUUUUUCGUGAAAAAAUUUUCUCUUCGUUCGCUAUCGAUUUUUUGGCGAGAUUUUAAAAACAAAACAAAUUUAAUAUUGUCUGUAUUGAAAACUAUCUUUGUUUUUUCGCGUUUUGUUUGCUUUUCGGUGGAAAUUGUGAGCGUAUAUUAUCGAUUUGUGAACAAAAGUUACAUUUUCCAACAAUUUCAAUAUUUUUCCAGACGGGUGUCGACAUCGACGCGGCCUCGUCAGGCGAUCCUAUCAGGCCUCUCACAUUGGGCACCUUCCGCAAUGACAAACGCACGCGGAAGUAAUUCGGCCGCUUCAGCGAGUACCACCACCUCGCAAGGCGUUUUAAUGGUCGGACCAAAUUUCAAGGUGGGCAAAAAGAUUGGUUGUGGAAAUUUCGGUGAAUUGCGACUCGGCAAAAAUUUGUAUAACAACGAACAUGUUGCUAUAAAACUGGAACCAAUGAAAUCGAAAGCACCACAACUUCAUUUGGAAUAUCGAUUUUAUAAAUUACUCGGUCAAGCCGGUCAGUUUUGUUGUUUUUUUUUGAAGAAAAAUAUUUUUAUUAUAGAAGGCUUACCACAAGUGCAUUAUUUUGGACCUUGCGGAAAAUACAAUGCAUUGGUGAUGGAAUUAUUAGGACAUUCUCUAGAAGAUUUGUUCGAUUUAUGUGAUCGUCAUUUCUCUCUGAAAACUGUUGCUAUGGUUGCCAUGCAAUUGAUACGAAGAAUAGAAUAUGUUCAUACCAAACAUUUGAUAUAUCGUGACGUGAAACCGGAAAAUUUCCUAAUCGGUCGGUAUUCGACACGAAAACAACAUGUUUUGCAUAUUAUCGACUUCGGGCUCGCUAAAGAAUAUAUUGAUUGUGAUACGGGAAAACAUAUAGCGUACCGGGAACACAAAUCGCUGACGGGUACAGCCAGAUACAUGUCAAUCAAUACACAUCUCGGAAAAGAGCAAUCACGUCGAGACGAUUUAGAAGCCCUUGGUCAUAUGUUUAUGUAUUUUUUGCGCGGCUCACUUCCAUGGCAAGGAUUGAAAGCGGACACGUUGAAAGAGCGCUAUCAAAAGAUUGGCGACACAAAACGACAGACUGCUGUUGAAGUGUUGUGCGAAGGAUUUCCUGAUGAAUUUGCGCAAUAUCUGAGAUAUGCGCGACGUCUCGAUUUCUUCGAAACGCCUGAUUAUGAUUUCUGUUAUAAUUUGUUCAAAGCAGUGCUUGAUAGAUUAGGUGCAACUUAUGAUUAUGAAUUUGAUUGGACGCCAAAAUUGAAUAAUGUUGUAAGAGUUUUUGAUACUGAAAAAAACUGUUUAAAAAACUUUUUCCAGUCAACACCUUCUGGGUCAUUACACACAUCCGAAUCAAAAGAUGUUAAACGAACUGAUCGCGGUGAAUUGAAAGUGAAUCAGGCAGCUGCUCAUACUCAAUUUGGCUCUACUCAGGUUUGUCUUUGGAAAAUGUGGCUUCGUCAGUCGCGUGCGGCUCUGCAUCGCGGUCAACAAACUUUGUUUUCCGACCACGACGCAUAGCCGCAUAGCAGGCUAGUGCCGGAAAAUUCGGAAAAUUUUUCAAGGUCUUAAAUUUUGAAUUUCAGCCCUAAGUUGGCACUAAAACUUAUGGAAACGUUCUACGUUCAAAAAAUAGUAAAAUUUGAAAUAUUGAAAAAAAAAAUUCCAAAAAUUUCAUUUUUUUUUUAUCAUAAACUGAAAAAAUUUCCCAAAAUUUAGGCAAUAUUGAAGAUAUUACUACCAAAAUUCAUUUUUCGAGCACAUUUUCCGGAAAACUGGAAAUUUGAUUUUUCCUUCAAAAAACUGGAAAAUUUCCGGCACAGGCCUGAAUACAUAGUGAAACUUGAUUCUAAUGUUUUUUGUUUCUGCAGGUGAUAAAUUCGAAUACGGGUGAUGCGGUAGAAGAUCGUAAUGGUGAAGGACGUGCUGUUGCCGGCGACAAUCAAUCUGGCGAAGUGAAGUGUUGUUGUUUCCGUCGUCGCCGAAGGAAGCAGAACACAACAUCGGCUGUGGCACAAAAAUAGAAAUCGUUAUGAUUUAUUAUUAUUUAAGAUGAUAUCCGAUUCAUUCUAGUUGCUCAUUUCAUCAAUUAUCAAUCAACCACAAAAUGUGCACAUGUUUUAUUUAUUCCUAGGUGUCUUUGAAACCCGCCCCGUCGAAUUGGAGAUGGUUACUUCAAGGUGAGGAUUUUUAUUAUUUUUUGGAAAAAAUAUAGCAGAAGCUAAUUUUCGAAAAAUUCCGAUUCAAAAAGGCCCGGAAACUCAGGGGGACUAGAAAAUGCCCUAGGGACUAGAAAUUUCCUAGCCCCCCCCAUCUCUCAAAAGCUUUUCCUCAGGAUUUUUAAAAUCAGGCAACUUCUAAAAUAGAUUGGAACAAUCUAGAGAUGAAUAUCCUAUUUUUCACCUUAUUUAUAGGUUUAAUAUCUAAAAUUGAAAUUUUUCAGUACAUCUUCAAUCAAUUGA
This is a messenger RNA of Caenorhabditis angaria, 2648 nucleotides long. NCBI's taxonomy places the organism in Eukaryota, Metazoa, Nematoda, Chromadorea, Rhabditida, Rhabditidae. The record is from the annotation of a GenBank genome assembly.